Molecule: messenger RNA, 1603 nt
Organism: Colletotrichum phormii
Lineage: Eukaryota; Fungi; Ascomycota; Sordariomycetes; Glomerellales; Glomerellaceae
Product: methionine aminopeptidase 2-like protein
Exons: 4
Coding region: 116-1438 (440 amino acids)
Biological process (GO): proteolysis
Cellular component (GO): cytoplasm
Molecular function (GO): metalloaminopeptidase activity
Source: RefSeq, a predicted model, not a curated record
CGGUUAACGACUUACGGGGGCUUACCCCGCGCAGUUGCGUUUACCAGGUGGGGUUCAAAAUCUGUGUCGCUCCCACCACCAACUUCACAUCACACGCGAAAUCUAGUAUGCCAAGAUGGCUGCCCAAGUUCCCACAGAAGCUUUGAAGAAGCUCAACGUGGGAGAGCCUGCGACGAACGGCAAGGCAGCGAAGCCCGCGGAGGGAAAUGGGGUCGACCACGACAGCGACGACUCGGAUGAGGAGGGCGAGGAUGUGACGGCACCUGCCGCCGGCGGAGCGGCCAAGAAGAAGAAAAAGAACAAAAAGAAGAAGAAGAAGAAGUCCCCGACCGCCCAGUCCGACCCGCCGCGCGUGCUCAUGUCUUCGCUAUUCCCCCAAAAGAACUACCCCAAGGGCCAGGAGGAGGAGUACCGCGACGAGAACCUCUACCGCACGACGAACGAGGAGAAGCGCCACCUCGACAACCUCAACAACGACUUCUUGACAGACUACCGCGAGGCCGCCGAGAUCCAUCGCCAGGUCCGUCAAUGGGCGCAGAAGAACAUCAAGCCCGGCCAGACCCUGACCGAAAUUGCCGAGGGCAUCGAGGACGGCGUGCGUGCGCUGACGGGACACCCGGGUCUCGAGGAGGGCGACGCGUACAAGGGCGGCAUGGGCUUCCCGUGCGGCCUGUCCCUCAACCACUGCGCGGCGCAUUACACGCCCAACGCCGGCAACAAGAUGGUGCUCUCGCAGGAGGACGUCAUGAAGGUCGACUUUGGCGUGCACGUCAACGGACGCAUCGUCGACAGCGCCUUCACCAUGGCCUUUGAGCCGCAGUACGACAACCUUCUCGCGGCCGUCAAGGACGCGACCAACGCCGGUGUCAAGGAGGCCGGCAUCGACGUCCGCGUGGGCGACGUCGGCGGCGUCAUCCAGGAGGUCAUGGAGAGCUACGAGUGCGAGAUUGACGGCGUGACGUACCCCGUCAAGUCUAUCCGCAACCUCAACGGUCACACGAUUGAGCGCUGGAGCAUCCACGGCACCAAGAGUGUGCCCAUUGUCAAGAGCAACGACACGACAAAGAUGGAGGAGGGUGAUGUUUUCGCCGUCGAGACGUUUGGCAGCACGGGUAACGGAUACGUCAGGGAAGAUAUGGAGGUGUCUCACUACGCCAAGCGUGGAGAGGGCCACGCCGCGCUCCGGUUAGAUUCGGCCAAGAGGCUGCUGAACGUCAUCAACAAGAACUUUGGCACCCUGCCUUUCUGCCGGCGUUAUCUGGACCGUCUAGGACAGGACAAGUAUCUCCUUGGUUUGAACAACCUUGUUGCCAGCGGCAUCGUCGAGGCUUACCCGCCCUUGUGUGAUAAGAAGGGCUCCUACACUGCUCAGUUCGAGCACACCAUCCUGCUCAGGCCAAACGUGAAGGAAGUAAUCAGCCGAGGAGAGGAUUAUUAGGCGGGGUGAAACCGGCCAAGGAUGGGUAUUGGCAUGGGUUUUCUUUUCACUUAUCGAGACUAUCGUUCAGAUAUACAUAAAAAAAUCCAAGCAAUCGAAUCCAAGGUCGCCCGCCGUAUCCAUGAUUUCGUUAUGUGUGCAUGAUUUGAUUGAAUUGCUCUUGAA